AUGGUCAAAGACUCCAGACACCCAAAUGAGGAUGAAUCCCCCCACCACCCAGAUAUGAUCCAGCUGUAUGAACGUCUGCUGGCUGCAGAGUUCAGGGGGGAGCUGCUGUCCAGGGAGCUCAGCAGUGUUCUGACCAGCCUGGGGAACCUCACCAUACCUAACAACAACUCCUCCACUAAUAUCCCAGAAGGACCGAUAAAGAGAAAUCUCAGUCUGCUGUCCUCCAGACUGCCCAACGCCUACCUCUACCUGCCCCACCUACGGGACCACCCAGACAGCCUGAUUCCUAACGUGGUCCUGGGACAAGGCCGAACUGGAGUGUCCCUGGUAUUGGGGAUCCCUACAGUGAAGCGUCAGAAGCAGAGCUACCUGGUUAGCACCCUGAACUCCCUCCUCUACGACCUUUCACCUUCUGAACGGAACGACACCGUCAUCAUCAUCUUUGUUGCUGAGACGGAUACAGAAUACGUCAACAGUGUAGCAGAACUCCUAGAGAAGAAUUUUCCUAAGGAUGCGCACUCAGGCCUGUUGGAGGUAGUGUCCCCUUCUCAGUACUUCUACCCCAACUUCAGCAGACUCAGGGAAACCUUCGGAGACUCCAAGGAGAGAGUCAAAUGGCGCACAAAGCAGAACUUGGAUUAUAGCUUCCUGAUGCUCUACGCCCAGGAGAAGGGAACGUAUUAUGUACAGUUGGAGGAUGACAUCGUGGCUAAUCCCGGUUACUCUCAGACCAUGAAAACAUACGUCAGAAAGCUGGCCACCGAUGACUGGAUGUUCCUGGAGUUCUCUCAGCUCGGCUUCAUCGGCAAGAUGUUCCGAGCCCGUGAUCUACCAAUGAUAGCAGAAUUCUUUCUCAUGUUCUACAAAGACAAGCCCAUUGAUUGGCUGUUGGACCACAUCCUGUGGGUGAAGGCUUGUAACCCAGAAAAAGAUGCUAAAGACUGCAACCUGCAGAAGGGCCUGCUCAAGCUGAGAUAUAAACCCUCUCUGUUUCAACAUGUAGGCCUUCACUCCUCUCUGCCUGGGAAACUACAGAAACUGAAAGAUAAGGACUUUGGGAAGGUGCCACUGUUCACAGCCCACACCAACCCUCCUGCAGAGCUGAGCAGUAGUCUGAAGCACUACCAGCAGCACACCCUGGAGAGGGCCUACAAGGGCCAGGACUUCUUCUGGGGCUUGACCCCUACCGCCAAGGACUUCAUACUGCUCAGCUUCCCACAGCCACGCAAUGUCACCAGGUACCUGUUUCGCAGCGGAAACAUCGAGAACAACGGAGACCAUUUGUAUAACACCACCGUGGCGGUGCUCCCUAUCCACCUCUCAGUGAGAGACAGACUGGUGGGUGGCCAGUCUCCUCAAUACAAAGGAUCUUAUGGAGGCUUCAUAGUGAUUGGUUGCUUUGUGGAUGGAGUGGCUGAGGGACAGAUAGACGCACAGAUGCAGCCCAUCUCUGCAUUACGUCUACUGGUACAUAGCGACUCUGACAUGUGGGUUCUGCUCAGCGAGAUAUUUAUUCAACUUUAA
Salvelinus namaycush (lake trout) is the source of this 1524-nucleotide messenger RNA. RefSeq names its product alpha-1,3-mannosyl-glycoprotein 4-beta-N-acetylglucosaminyltransferase B-like. Gene Ontology annotation, biological process: protein N-linked glycosylation. NCBI's taxonomy places the organism in Eukaryota, Metazoa, Chordata, Actinopteri, Salmoniformes, Salmonidae. Bases 1 to 1524 code for a protein of 507 amino acids. Gene Ontology annotation, cellular component: endoplasmic reticulum-Golgi intermediate compartment; endoplasmic reticulum; Golgi stack. The transcript is spliced from 16 exons. Gene Ontology annotation, molecular function: acetylglucosaminyltransferase activity. The record is from RefSeq and is a predicted model, not a curated record.